AUGAUAUUUUCAAACACAUUAAUCCUACUUAUCUUAAUCUCAACGUUACUAGUUCCAAACUUUGGACAAUUAUAUGAUCCAAAAGAUCCAGAAAGUGGUUAUAUACCAGAAGAUAUUGGAAAAAUCAAAGGUCUAAAGGAUAAGAAUGCAUUAUUUGACAUUCACGCAAAAUGGGAAGAAAAUGAAAUGUAUUGUAUCGAUAUCCAAACACCACCACCUUUCUCUAUAUUAGUUCCAUAUUAUAACGUAUAUAUUCGUUGGUCAAAAUCAGCGGAUUGUAACCCGAAUGCACCAUUAACAAAUUUUCAAAUAACAUUACAUAAUGAUCCAAAACCAGCUGGAACUAGAGUUUCACCAAAGGUUAAAUCAGAAUGGUCACAACAGAUAGCUGCAGACGUUCCGAGAAUGGAAUUUUUAUGGAAGGUACCAUUAAUUUCGGAAGAUACGGUCAAGAAUAUGUCAUUAUUUUAUAUAAAAGUGGAAACAGAAGGGAUUAUUAAUAGUGGAGUAUAUAUAGUUUUUGGAGUCACCGGACCAUUUACAAUUUGGAAAUCACCGGAUACUGUUAAUAAAACUUUAUAUGGACCACCACCGGCAAAGGAUGGUAGUAAGAAUGAAACUAAACCGAAUUUCGUGUCACUGGGAAAUGUGAAUACUUUAAGGUAUAUUGCAUUGGAAGAUACGUUAUUUAAUGUGGCAGCUCUUUUGUCUAUAAUUAUGGCUGCAGUCGCAUUAUUUUUGUUAUAA
Messenger RNA from Dentiscutata erythropus, 747 nucleotides. The record is from the annotation of a GenBank genome assembly. NCBI's taxonomy places the organism in Eukaryota, Fungi, Glomeromycota, Glomeromycetes, Diversisporales, Gigasporaceae.